AUGCGUGAGCAGUGGCCGUUUGGUGGCUUGUCAUGGGCCAUCGCCGAAGCAAAUCAGCAAAGAACUGUCGGUCCUUCUUGGGGGAGGAUCAUCCCGCGGAUGCGGGUGUGGUUUGGCAGCAUUUGUGCUGACAAUUUGCAAGUUGCACUGGUCAAAGGGCAGAAUAUGCAGGCGUCCGAUCAGGGGAUGGGGUGCACUGCAAGGCUCUGGAUCAAGGGGUGGAAUGCGCGGCCGUCCGGAGGGACGCUGGCCGUUGCAGCCACAGGGCAACUGCUGCGGACGAGAGAGACGGGAGAGCGGAUGGGAAUGCAAUGCAGGCUGUGUGUUGGUGACUUGCCUGCGAGAGGGUGGAAGAAGGAAGAAGAAAGACGGGACCAAAUAGAUGAGGCAUGCAGAGCGUUUGCAGUCGAGGUUGAGGAUGAGGGUGAGUGGUGGCGACCGCGAGCUUCCUUUCUGGGUGGCAUGCAGUCUGGCCCAGACGUUCUUGGUGGGGAGGCGUUCAAAGGGCUUACGGGGCUUACAGGGCUAACAGUGGGUGUCCUGGGAGGUCAAAAGGGGGUCUCGGAGGGAUUUGGAGGAUUUAGAGUGGCUUUAGGGGGAUUUUUGGACGGCUUUUACGGGCAAGGGCAACGAUUUCACGAUUUCACUCACUUACAGGGACUUAAAGACGGCUGGGCUAGUGGGCAACAGUGGGCCUUCCCGCCAACUGACACCAGCCGCAUUCUGUUGCUCAACUCAUACCCAGCUGCCGCCUCCCCCCUCCACCAUGGCUUCAUCAAACACAUCCACUCCCACGCCAUCAUCCUUGCUCUCGUCUAUGCAAUGUUGCCCUUUCUCGACUGCCUGAAUGAUACUUGUUGCACAGCCAAACGGCUACCAUGCAAGGCCACGACAUGGACCAUGGGCACAUACGCCACCCUCCGCCCACCAUGCAUCGUUGUCUGGCCCUCCCAACACACUUCCGAAACAUUGCCCACUUGUCUACCUGGCCUCGACCGCCACCGCCAAUCGCCGUUUCAUUGCGGACACCAUCGAGCAACGACAGGGGAAUCCAAGCCGGGGCCAAUCUUCACCAGCCUGCAUCCUCUAGUUACUACGACGCAGGCGCAGAUGCAACGCAACGAGGCGACAUAUCAAUUCCCUGCAUAUUCAAUCGCCGAAAAGAAACAAAAGAAACAAAAGAAACCCUACCCUACAAUACACGGCAUUCUCCUACCUCAACUCGACGACGAUUUAGAGUUUGACUUUGGUAUUUUCUUCAUGGACGACAUGGACGACAUCAAGAUUCCCGAGACUCUGCGCCAUCGUCCACCGUUACCCAGCAGCCGCGACUAUGGGCUCGGCAUCGAGCUCCUCAGCAAACCCACCCCGAGCCGCGAUGAGCGCAACGAUCAUCCCUCUGAGCCUCAGCGUCGCAUGGAUGAACAAGUGUUCAAAGUUGGAAGCCCGCACAGACUAGAGCGCAAACCAUUUGCUGCCUUGUAUCAAGAAUACUGGCAGGAUACCAUGGAUAAUGACCAUGACGAAGAACUCGAAUUCUCCAGCAACUACCUCUUAUCCAAAGCUCCUGGCCGCCAGGUCAAUCUGGCUUGCCACCGCACACGGUGGGUUGUUUACAAGGAGGGUCAGUUUAUCACUUCCAAUGAGAGUAUUGCCCUCCGAAAUGCCGGUCAGCAGGGCUUGCCUGUUCCGAAAAUCUUCUGCCGCGAACGUUUAUACUCUGUUGGUGGCGAGGACGUCUACAGCAUCAAAAUGAGCUACAUUGCUGGCCGGUCCCUAACCAAGAUCUGGGUCACUCUCACUCAUGAGGAGAGAAUCGAAGUCUUUCAUCAAGUCCGGAAUAUGCUUCUGCGUCUUACUAUUCCAGAGAAUGCCCCCGUAAUUAUCGGCAGCUGUGAUGGCUUGGAUAUUCGAGACAGUCGACUUGCUAAAACGCACUUCGGUCCCAUAUGCAAGACCGAGAGAGACUUCAACAAGUAUUUGGUUUCGACAAUUUCAGCAGCCCCAGUCAAUGUUCGACGCGAAUAUCUCCGCCGGCUCAACCAAAAGCGACAUCGCAUCGUCUUCUGCCACGCUGACCUGUCUCCCGACAACAUUAUUGUCAACGAACGCAUGCAAGUGAUUGGCCUGCUUGACUGGGAAGAUGCGGGCUAUUAUCCAGAGUACUGGGAAAACAUCAAGUUUUAUUCUCGCCCCGAGAUGGUGAAUGGAUGGCACGACUAUGGCAAAUAUAUUCUACCCCAUUCCUAUGACGAAGAAGUCAGGGACUUUCUCGAGUUCCCGGAGCUGAUUGAGGAUUUUUCGGUUAUGGUUAAAAGGCUGGUCGAUUGGACCAACCUUGAAUUUGGACCUGGCUUUCAAUCGGCGACUGUGGAUGGGUGGUUUAACCAGAUUGCACCUCAAGUGCCAACGUCAUAG
Molecule: messenger RNA, 2418 nt
Organism: Cordyceps militaris CM01
Lineage: Eukaryota; Fungi; Ascomycota; Sordariomycetes; Hypocreales; Cordycipitaceae
Product: Protein kinase-like domain
Exons: 9
Coding region: 1-2418 (805 amino acids)
Source: RefSeq, a predicted model, not a curated record